CUUGGAGAGAAUUCAGUAUUGUUUCAAAAUAGGGAAAUUGGAUAGGGUGUUCCUUUUUUGAAGUAUUCCAUGGCGCACGGAACGUUGGCGGCGGAAUUGUACGAAACCUGACUUGAGCGUGGGGAAUUGGAGUAAGUACAGACACUUGGGCCAGUCAUUUACAUAUAAGAGCGAUCAUCCUCGCUUCUGACUGUCUUUCUCGUGUUUUGACGUUCAUUGUUCACUACAGGAGAAUUUAUACGUUGAUCAUUCCACCAAAUCAAGCCAGAAUGCCCCUCAACUCUAGAGCUGUCUACUCCAGGCAAACCCCCGAUUUUGUUCCAUUUGCGAGUCGCAGGAGUACAGUGCACAGCACAAAUGGAAUAGUCUCUUGCACUCAGCCGCUAGCAGCAGCAGCAGGCCAAAGGAUUUUGAAGGAAGGGGGAAAUGCUGCUGAUGCGGCUGUCGCUGUUGCUGCGGCGCUUAAUGUCACAGAACCCUCUUCAACAGGAAUCGGAGGAGACAUGUUUUGUCUCUUUUAUGAUGCUCAGACGAAAAAGAUCCACUCUCUCAAUGGGUCGGGUCGCUAUCCCGCAAAAGCAAACCUGGAGAAGAUUCGUGCGGAUUUGAAUGUUGGAGCAAACGAUGCCGGAGGCAUUCCCAUGCACAGCGUCCUCGCCGUAACUACUCCUGGAGCUGCUGCGGGGUGGGUUGAUACAGUCGAGAAAUUCGGUAGCGGCAAGCUUUCCUUGGAGCAGAUCCUUCUUCCGGCGAUCGAACUUGCAGAAGAAGGCUUCCCUGUGUCUGAACUCGCAUCUUUCUUUUGGCAAGAAAGCGAGCCCCUGCUCUGGAAGGCAUCACCCAAUGCAAAUGAGAUGCUCAAACCAGACCCCAAAGCUAAAAAUGGGUUCAGGAGUCCUCUUCCUGGAGAAAUUAUGAAGAAUCCAACAAUGGCACAGACAUUCCGAAAGCUUGCCGCAGAAGGCAAAAAGGGGUUUUAUGAAGGGCGAGUUGCGGAGGAAAUUGUCAAAAUUAUCCAGGACCUUGGAGGCUAUAUGACUCUUGAGGAUCUGAAAUACCAUGCAGAGACGGGGACUCAACCAACUGAGGCCAUUUCGCUAAAAUACACGGGUCAGAAUAUCGCAGAGAAACAGUCCGCCGGAACACAAGGCGAGCCCAACCAAGGUGUCGAAAUUUGGGAACAUCCUCCAAACGGACAAGGUAUUGUUGCGCUUAUUGCUUUGGGAAUCCUCCAGGAGCUCGAAAAGACGGGUAAAAUUCCUGUUUUCACGGAAGCGCAACACAACUCCACAGAAUACCUCCAUGCAGUGAUCGAGAGUCUCCGGAUUGCAUUCGCCGAUGCAUCCUGGUGGGUAACUGACCCAGACGUGGAAAAGGUUCCUACACAGGAACUGCUCGACCCAGUAUACCUUGCUGAGAGGGCAAAGUUGUUCGACCCUACCAAAGCGUCCGACAUUCUUGACCACGGUAGCCCUGCCCACAACCACUGCGACACAGUUUACUUUGCCGUUACCGAUAAAGAGGGUAAUGGAAUCUCCUUUAUCAACAGCAACUACGCUGGAUUUGGCUCCGCGAUUAUCCCCAAGGGCUGUGGGUUCACCCUGCAGAACCGUGGUGCCAACUUUUCCCUCGCUCCUGGUCAUCCCAAUGUUCUCGCACCCGGCAAACGCCCGUAUCACACCAUCAUUCCGGCCAUGAUAACCAAUGUUUCCGACGGGUCUCUUCACUCCGUGUAUGGGGUGAUGGGUGGCUUCAUGCAACCACAAGGUCAUGUGCAGGUGUUGCUCAAUAUGCUGGCAUUCAACUUCCACCCCCAGGCUGCUCUGGAUUCGCCGCGUAUCUGCAUCUCAGCGGAAAACCCUGAGAUCGGGAAGGUUGCGGAUCGCACCGUCUACGUUGAGGAAGGGAUUAGUGAAGAAGCCAUCGAGGGACUGCGUAUACUCGGCCACCAGGUAAAACUCCUGACUGGAUGGAAGAGGGGCAUGUUUGGCCGAGGCCAGAUCAUUCGGUGUCACUACGAUGAUGGAAAGCUUGUAUACAGCGCCGGAAGCGAUCCACGGGGCGAUGGGAUGGCAAUUCCCGUUGUUUAAUAUAUAUACAUCGACUGAUGAACUACAGUACAGUCCAUACUAUACCUCACUGACAUGCGCUCAAGAGAAAUGAAUAUGAAGUAUAUGAUGAUAUCCAUAACUGUCUAACAUAAUUCACAAUAUAGAAGAAGAAGAAGAAGAAGAAGAAC
This is a messenger RNA of Aspergillus ochraceoroseus IBT 24754, 2239 nucleotides long. Its product is annotated as gamma-glutamyltransferase family protein. The record is from RefSeq and is a predicted model, not a curated record. Lineage: Eukaryota; Fungi; Ascomycota; Eurotiomycetes; Eurotiales; Aspergillaceae. The transcript is spliced from 4 exons. The coding region runs from base 270 to 2090 and encodes 606 amino acids.